Molecule: messenger RNA, 1140 nt
Organism: Lactuca sativa (garden lettuce)
Lineage: Eukaryota; Viridiplantae; Streptophyta; Magnoliopsida; Asterales; Asteraceae
Source: RefSeq, a predicted model, not a curated record
AUGAAGCCUUAUGAUGGGAAUACGGAUCCUGAAGAACAUGUGACAAAAUACAGGGAAACAAUGGAGAUCAACCCUAUUCCCAUAGAUUUGAAGGAAGCUUGUCUAUGCAAGGGUGCAACGUACCAAAGGCUAGUUAAUUUGAUGUUCAAGGGAAAACUAGGGGACACCAUGGAAAUCCACAUUGAUGACAUCUGCAGAACAUUCUCAAGUAUCACUAAUGAUCUCUAUCGGGUGGUUCAGGAUUCUAAGGAAUCCCUCACGGAUGUCAUGAAUAGGUUCGCCAGGGAAGCUCUAAGUAUCGCCAACAUCGAUAUGGUGAUUGUCGUAGAAGCCUUCAAAAUGGGCUUAAAGAAGGACUCCCCUUUCUAUGAAGACCUUGUAAUGACUCCAUGCAAAAGAAUUGAUGAAGUAAGGAGCAUAAGACCUUGUAAUGACUACAUCCAAGAGAGGAGCAACCUACCAAACUCAUAUGACAACCCCAAUAGGAUGGCCAAUUCCUCGGUUCUUUUCGACAAAGCAACAUGGGUAAGAAAGGGAGAAAAUUUCACCGCCAAGAAAGACAAGUGCAAAUGUGGCACAUACCACGAAGACUUCAGCUACAUUACAGAAGAUUGCAUAACCUUCAGAAUGGAGAUUAGUUAUCUACUUAGCAAGGGAUACCUCAAGGAGAUCCUUGGAAAAAGAAAAGAAAUAUUCAAAGAAAAGGAUCAGGAUGCUCAUAAGAUCCUAAAAAAACCAGGAUAUUCUCCUGCGGACACCAAGGUAAUCAAUGUGAUCUAUGGAGGAUCUGAAAUUUUUGGUACUUCUUAUUCUACAACAAAAAGACAUGCCAAAGUGUCGAAAACGGAGAAAGAAGAAAGGCCUCAAAAGAACACAUCGAUCAUGUUCGAAAAGGACAUUACCUUCGAUGAAACGGAUAUAACAGACAUCCAGGAUUCCUACCACGAUGCACUGGUGAUCAAUAUUUACAUCGUCCAACAUUUGGUCAGAAGGAUCCUUGUCGAUGGAGGAUCCUUAGUUAACAUUAUACUCUUGGAUGCUUUGAAAAAGAUGAGCAUCCCCGAAGCCGAAAUAUUAAAAAUAUCCUCAUUGCUAAUAGGAUUUAGUCAUGAAACAAACCAUACGGUUAGCAGGAUAUAA